Molecule: messenger RNA, 4602 nt
Organism: Engraulis encrasicolus (European anchovy)
Lineage: Eukaryota; Metazoa; Chordata; Actinopteri; Clupeiformes; Engraulidae
Gene: mms22l
Product: MMS22-like, DNA repair protein
Exons: 26
Coding region: 19-3795 (1258 amino acids)
Biological process (GO): replication fork processing; double-strand break repair via homologous recombination
Cellular component (GO): nuclear replication fork
Source: RefSeq, a predicted model, not a curated record
CUACCGACGCUGACUGAAAUGGAAGAUGACUUCAGCCAAUCUCUGACACCGCCCGUGUCGCCUUUUAUCGGAGACAGCCACUAUGCCUCUUCCUCAGACCAACCUCCUUGCUUCUCCUGUGCGCAAGAACACAGCCGAGGAGAAACAAAUACGCUGUCAUCUGAGGGAUACAUCGGGAGGGGUACGCUUAAGAGAGUUCUCCGCAAACUCGACCCUGCCCAUGGGGACUUUGAGACAGACACUGUUGACAUAUUUGGCUUCUCCUGGGUGACAGAAACGGCAUUGGUAGAAUCUACUAAACUUCUAUUCGGCUUUUUCAGGCAGAAAAUUCUUCGACUGGAAAGCUUGGUACAGUCCAGCACUCAUGACUUUGGGCAAGCCAGUGGCCUGCAUUACGAGGCAGAGGACCUCAGACAACAGUGUGUCCUGUUCCUUCAGUAUGUCAAAGUAUUCAUAAGCAGAUUCCUGGAGUCCCCGCGUGCCUUUGACGAAGGCCCUCUUCACCCGUAUGAAGAACUGGAGGCUCAGCUUCCCUCCUCAUUGGUGGAGGAGCUGUUCGGAAUCACCCUCUUGAUUGGCCGACUCAAGGACCUCCCAGCCAAUGUCCAGAGUGCCUUCACCAUACAGCACCAGGGCAAGCUGUUUCCUCCAUCCUGGCACUUGCUGCACCUCCAUCUGGACAUCCACUGGUGUGUGCUGGAGACCCUUCACCUGCUGGGCCAGAACACUAUGGCUGGCCAGGUUGUGUAUGGCCACCAGUUUGUGAAUCUGACGGGAGAGAACCUGACCAACGUCAGUCUGUUUGAGGAGCAUCUCAACAGCCUCCUCUGUGACCUCAUCGGACUGGCCAUCAACAAAUACAGCAAGGUGAGACCGACAGAAGCCCUGUCCAGCCACCACUACCACUGCCUCUGCACCAAGGAACUCUGGGUGCUGCUCAUUCACCUGCUGGAGCACAGGAGCAAGACCACACACACUCCUUCGUUCUGGGGCUACGUGACUCCGCUCCUGCAGGGUCUCCUGAAGGGGGCGCCAGUGGGGGAGCAGCGCCUCCCCAGCACCUGUAAAGACCCCCUGGGCUUCACCUGGUGGCUGCUCACGCACCUGGCUCAGCUUGGACAGUACGGACCCGACGGUUCUCUCACAUCAGAGAAGCAGUCGCAACUGGACCACAACUGGAGCUUUGCGUGUGAGCUGCUUAAGUCCACCUGUGAUCCCAAGGGUGGUAUGCAAGAGGAGCAGGUAAGGAUGCAUGUGCACUGCUGCUUGAGUCUGACCAUGCUGUGGGAGCCCAACACCAGUGCAGUCACCACACUCUGGGAGUACUACAGCAAGAACCUGAAUGCCCCCUUCUCCGUGCCCUGGCUGGGUGUGAGUGGCCUGGGCAGCGUUGGCCGGAGCCCCCUAGCCCUUCUGGAGCUGGCCCAGGCCUGCUGCUCCCCGGCUCCGCUGGGCUCCACGGGACAUGCGCAACUCUACCGCUCCUGCUCCUCCUUCUGCAUCUUCCUGCGCGUGCUGGCGCUGCACCUCAGCCAGGAGAACGCGGGUGGAGCCCCCUGGAGGCAGAUCAAGGGAAGGAUCUACUCCAAGUUCCACCAGCGCCGCAUGGCCGAGCUGUCCGAGUCGGGCCUGAUGAACUUCCUGCUGCUCUUUCUGGUUCUGGCCCGCUGUGCCGAGCUGGAGGACGUGGCGGGCCGGGCCUACGACCUGGUGGCCCAGAUGCCCUCCGGAGACUCCUCCUCCUCCUCCGGUACCGGUACCGGUACCAGUAACAGUACCAGCGGUGGUGGUACCCCUCCGAGCCACCGGGCACUGCUGUGGCGAGGCCAGCUGGCUCUGCUGCUGCUGUACGUGGGCAGAGGGCUGGACGCCGGCGCCCACGCCGAUCGCCUGGCAGCCUCCUUUGCACAGGUGGCCCGCGAGUUCUACUUGAAGACCACGGAGGCGUGGCGCAAGCUGGCGCUGUGGCAGCCGCUGGGCGCCUACCUGGAGGGCGUGGCGGAGGUGCUGGAGACCAGCGGGCACCUGUGCCUGGCCGAGGAGAGGCUGCUCAACGAGGGCUUCGCCAUGCUGCUGCCCGCCUGCAGGCAGAGCGAGCUGGCCUCCGCACUGGGCUUCCUGCAGAACGCACUCGCACAGCUCAGGCGUGUCCACCAGCGCUGUUCCCAGCCUGCCUCCUCCUCCUCCUCCUCCUCCUCCACCUCCGGUGGCUGGGUCCCGGCCCCCUCGUUGGCUCGAGAGCGCCACCUAGCUGUGGCGUCGGCCCUCUGGAGCCACUUCUUCCCCUUCCUGCGCAGCCUCCGCCUCUCACAGACACCCCCGCCUCAGCUGGCUGACGCCGCAGCAGGCUUUACUGUGCUGGCGUUGGACCUGCCCGGCUCGGCCCCUGCGGACCUCCAGCCUCACCCGGUGCAGUCCAUCAUGCAGUGCUUCGGCUGGGACGAGAUGCUCCACCCACUGCUGGUCACCCGCUACCUCAACCACCUGCUGCAGAACAGUGAGGUGGUGUCGAGUGUGAGCUCAGCUCAGGGAGUGUGUGUGCGGGCCUGGCUCAGGUGUGUGCUGCAGCAGUACCUGCACAAGAACAUGGACGCCACAGACACCAGAGCAGGCAGGACUCUGGAUGAUCAGCUGUGUGAGUUGACCAGGCUGGUCUUGCGACUGCCAGAGGUGGAGUCCAUACUGCAGAGAGCAGGACUGCAGCCCUCCGCAGUCAAACCAGAACCCAAACCAGCACUGGCCAUCUUCAUCAAGGCGGUGGGCCGGGUGUACUCUGGCCUGCAGCAGUUGUCUGAGCGCGGCUCCAUGGUGACUCAGGCCCUGGACUACGUGGGAGACGUCCUCAAGUACAUCAAGCCCUACCAGCUCAACAAGAACCUGGAGGGACUGCAGCUCGCAUACUGGGCUAUAGGCUCUCUGGUGAAGCACUGGAGCCCCCUGCUGGCCACCUCCAAAGCUCAGCAGCUGCUCUUCCGCAUCGUGGACAGCCUGCUGCUGCCCCACUCGCUCUUCCAGCAGGACCCGCCCACACAGGUGCUGUCCGCCCUCAAGGACAGCCUGCCACUCUACCUGCAGGGCCUGUCAGUAGCAGCGGGUGUGUCCCAGUCCCAGGGAGCCGUUCUGAAGCAGCAGCUGAAAAGGGUCAUCAGCCAAUACCUGAGCCGCUUCCUCCCGGCCACACCCUCUGUGGGCUCCAUAGCCAAUCACCCGGUGCUGCUCUCCGCCUGCGAGACCACACCCACUCCUCAGGGGGCGGGGCUGAGACGGAACAUCCUGCAAGUGCUCAGUGACGGCUUCCUGCAGUUCAAAGGUCACGCCCCUCCCCCGCGGCUGGCGUCCGUGCUCUCCUUCCUGCUGGAGUUGCUGAGGCGCAGCUCUGACCGCGACCCGGCCCUCCUCAGCCUGCCGCUGCACGCCACGCUGCGCUGCCUCAUGCUGGUCAACGAGCCGCAGGUGAGGCGUUUGAGUGCGGAGGCGGUGCAGCUGAUGGUGGAGCGCUGUGCCUCCUCAUGUCCAGAGGGGCCCUGUGAGCAGACCGUCUCCAUUCUCAGGAGCUUUGCGGAAGAGAGCGAGGGUGUUUAUGACCAGCAGAUGUACAGUGUUCUGGAGACAGUGUCCAUUCUGGACCGCCGCUCCGUGGAGACCCUCAUUCCGGUUCUGUCGGUGAGCUUGCGGAACUUGGAACAGAAGAGAGGCCAGGGGAGGAACAACUCCUUGAGAAAUGCCUACAAGAGACUGUUGAGCCAACUGGGAGAGAGCGGUCAGGCAGAGAUGGUCAGCCUGGAUGCUGAAUGAAGACCACCAAGCCAUCACGCUGACUUACUGAACACAACAUAAUCUCAACACUCAGUCCAGCGUGUUCAGAUGUUUAUAAGGCUAAAUAGUAGUCUCAUCUUAACUCAAGAACCCACAGUGUUUCAAGCCAACUGGGUGAAUGAUAAGAAAUGCCUUUCAGGACCCUCAAUCACUUAUGCCAUAAUGUUGAAACUGAAAUCUGAUCAUUCUUCAAAGACCCAGAAGAGAUCAGUGUCUUGUUACUGUGUGUACUGUACAUAUGUGAAAGUUAAAUAUUGCUCCUGAAUGUGAAAAUCAUGUAAAAAGCUGUGCAAGUGUGAUAUAUUUAUGUCUAAUGUACAUAGAGUAGAUUCUGUACAGUUCAUUUUUUUUAAACGUCAUAAUUAAAGAAACUAAAGACAUGUACAUAUUUGAGUGGUUCACAUCAAGUCUGCAUUACUCCUGCCAAGUAUUCGGCAUGGUCCUUUGGCAUUGUAUGCAGUGGCUAUAUCAGCGUUUGUGACGAGGGGGAGCCCUUCACUCACAUCACUAGUCAUCAACAGGUUUUAUCCAGUUACUGCCAACUUGCAUCAAUUUCUUUCUCAACACUAUGAGAAAAACAGCACAUUCAGAACACACUCUUUACAAAUAAAUAUUUUUUAUUGUUAUUAAUAUUCAUAUCUUGAUGUCUUGAAAUUAUAUCGUAUCACAUUUCUACAGUCAUGGGUUUUCUAUGUGAGAUCAAAUGUCAAACUGUGCCUACACUAGACCAAAACCCAUCCCCUACCCUAACCUGUCAGUGGAGAAAGUGUGUAGGCUAUUUGUGAU